UUCCUUUGAAGAAGUGUAUUCUUCCGCGACGAGAGUGAAGCUGCGCCUGUUGGCAGUGUUCCUCCGCCACCGGCAGCGCAGGGGCAGGCGGUGUCUCUUCGGACGGGGCGAAGAGGUCGCAGGCUUCGCAGGGAGAAGAAGAAACUUCAGAGUGCGGUGACCGGCGCAGAGGCCCGCCUGGCUCUGCAGGCCGGUGGAAAGAGGACUCCCUGCAGAGAAGAAGGAAAAGGAGGAGGAAGCGGCGACUACGGUGUCUGGUCUUCGCCGCCGCCCCGCGGGGUCUCUGCGAGGGAGCCCGGGGGACUCUUUCUUGCGGGGUCGGCGGAGGGAUCUCGAGGCGGCCUUCCAGUCGCCUCCUCCGUGCACCGCUCGCCCCUUGGCGCCGCCAUCUUGGAUUUUAAUCCGCCAUUUUUUUCCUCCCCCCACUCGGAAUUAUUUUUUUAUCGCUACCGCUGCUUUUUCUCCCCCUUCUUUCGUUUUCUCCCCCACCUCCGCCCCUCCCUCGCUCAAGUCGUCGCUUCCCCCCCUACCUUCCUCCCCCUUUUUCCCCUCUCGCUCCCUUCCCUUUGAUGAUUCAUUUUCCCCCGGUGUUGGCUGUGGCAGUGCCGGCGGCGAGGGACCCAGUGCGGAGGGCAGCCGGGAGUAGGAAUUGGAACUGAAAUUAUUCAUCCACUUCUCCGAGCCUUUUGAAAAGUGACUAAAUGCAACUGAGUCAGAUUGUCUGUGGGAAUGAAGUGGCUGGGAGAAUCCAAGAACGUGGUGGUGAAUGGCAGGAGAAGUGGAAACAGGUCGUCUAAUGACCAUGCGCAGAAUCAGACCAAAUUGCAGCAUACAGGAAAGGAGAAUCCGAAGACGGGCAAAAAUGGAGUUGAGAGAAGAUCAGGCAGAUGUAGUGGUGCUUCAGGAUUUGAGGGUCAGAGUCGUUAUGUGCCUUCCUCUGGAAUGUCUGCCAAGGAACUAUGUGAAAACGAUGACCUAGCAACUAGUUUGGUUCUUGACCCCUAUUUAGGUUUUCAGACACACAAAAUGAAUACUAGAUUUCGACCUAUUAAAGGAAGGCAAGAAGAACUAAAAGAGGUGAUUGAACGUUUUAAGAAAGAUGAGCACUUAGAAAAAGCCUUCAAGUCCUUGACGUCAGGUGACUGGGCCCGGCACUAUUUUCUUAACAAGAACAAAAUGCAGGAAAGGUUGUUCAAGGAACAUGUAUUUAUUUAUUUACGAAUGUUUGCUACCGAUAGUGGGUUUGAGAUACUGCCUUGUAAUCGGUAUUCUUCUGAACAAAAUGGAGCCAAAAUUGUUGCAACAAAAGAAUGGAAACGAAAUGAUAAGAUAGAAUUACUUGUGGGCUGUAUUGCUGAACUAUCAGAAAUGGAAGAAAACAUGCUAUUGAGACAUGGCGAAAAUGACUUCAGUGUCAUGUAUUCAACACGGAAAAACUGUGCACAGCUGUGGCUUGGUCCUGCUGCAUUUAUCAAUCAUGAUUGCAGACCUAACUGUAAGUUUGUCUCGACGGGCAGGGAUACAGCGUGUGUGAAAGCUCUAAGAGAUAUUGAACCUGGAGAAGAAAUCUCUUGUUACUACGGAGAUGGGUUUUUUGGAGAAAAUAACGAAUACUGCGAAUGCUACACCUGUGAAAGACGUGGAACUGGUGCUUUUAAAUCAAGAGUAGGAUUGCCAGCACCUACUCCUGUGAUUAAUAGUAAAUAUGGACUGAGAGAAACAGAUAAACGAUUGAACAGACUGAAAAAGUUGGGUGACAGCAGCAAAAAUUCAGACAGCCAGUCUGUCAGCUCUAACACUGACGCAGACACCACUCAGGAAAAAGCUAAUGCAACUAACAGAAAAUCUUCAAUUGGUGUAAAAAAGAACAGCAAAAAUAGAACAUUAACGAGACAGUCUAUAUCAAGAAUUCCAGCAUCAUCAAAUUCUACCUCAUCUAAACUAACUCAUGUAAAUAAUUCCAGGGUACCAAAGAGACUGAAAAAGCCUGCAAAGCCUUUACUUUCAAAGAUAAAGUUGAGAAAUCAGUGCAAAAGGCCAGAGCAAAAGAAUGCUUCUAGAAAGCUCGAAAUGGGAAAUUUGGUUCUCAAAGAGCCUAAAGUAGUUUUGUACAAAAACUUGCCCAUUAAGAAGGAUAAAGAAUUGGAGGGACCAGUCAAAGUUGCAGUCUCUAGUGGCUGCUUAACAAGGCAUGCAGCAAGAGAACAUAAACUGAAUUCUGUGAAAGGUGCUCAUGAGCAUGGUGAUAUACCACCCUGCACAUACAUAACAAGGAGGUCGGUGAGAACAAGGAUGAAUUUGAAGGAGACCUCUGACAUAAAGCUUGAACCAAAUAUGUUGGAUAGCUAUAAGAAUAACUUGACUGGAACGCAAUCGGAUGUUUUAGAGCAGCAGUCUUGUGUGCUAAAUGAAAAUGAUGUGGCUCAUGGACCGUCACAUAAAGGGGAGAUUAGGUGCCAGAAAAAUGAUGCAGGCGUGACAAAAAAGAAAUCUCGACAAGGAAAACUUGUGAAACCAUCUGCAAAAACAGAAGAAACUGAUACUAUGCACAAUACACCUGUUAAAGAUGAAGUACCUGAUUUGAUUAGUUCUCAUUCAGAGCUCGGAGAGAGAAAUAACGUGGCGGACACACCUGUAGGCUAUAAAGACUGUGUCCCUGGGUCUGGUGGCUGCUCUGUUGUAACAUCUGACAAUUUUAAAGCAAAAGACAGCUUUAGAACUGCAAAAAGUAAAAAGAAAAGACGUAUCACGAGGUAUGAUGCACAACUUAUCCUUGAAAAUAGCUCUGGGAUCCCUAAACUGACUCUUCGUAGACGCCACGAUAGCAGCAGCAAGGCAAAUGAUCAAGAAAGUGACGGAAUGAAUUCCUCAAAAAUAAGCAUCAAAUUAAGUAAAGACCAUGAAAAAGAUAACAAUUUAUAUGUAGCAAAGCUAAAUAAUGGGUUUAACUCAGGAUCAGGCAAUAGUUCAACAAAAUUAAAAAUACAGCUAAAAAGAGAGGAGGAAAACAUAGGGACAUACCCUGAGGACCUUCAUGAAAAUGGUGUGUGUUGUAGUGAAACUCUCUCCCUUUUGGAGUCAAGGAUGGAAGUAGAUGAUUAUGGUCACUAUGAAGAGGAAACAGCAGAUGAAUCUUCAUCAGAAGAGGAUGAUGAAGAGGAAGAUGACUAUGAUGAUGAAUUUGAUGACUUUAUUCCUCUUCCUCCAGCGAAGAGAUUAAGGCUUAUUGUUGGCAAGGAUUCAAUAGAUAUUGAUAUUUCUUCCAGGAGGAGAGAGGAUCAGUCUUUAAGGCUCAAUGCAUAAGCUUAUAGGUCUUAAACUGACCUGGAUGUCCUUUUUAUAAAAAAAGAAUAAAAAUCAAAAAAAGGCAAACAAAAAUCCCAAAAGUAAAAACAAUAACGGAAAAAAAAAAAACCACAACAAAAAUUCCAUUUGAUUAUUCCUCAACUGAAGAACUUUCUGAAAAAUUUAGUGGCAGCACUUCUCUGUUGUUUAUUCACCUAUCAGCGUAAUACUGUAGAAAGUGUACAGCAUACUGACUCUGAAGUCUGAUUUGUGCAGAUUUUUAUUGUACUUUUUAAUAGCCUUCUUAUGUGCAAUUCUGAGUUAGAGGUAAUGCUCUGUUGUAAAAUAAAGGCUCAAGCAAAGUGAAGAAAUUGCAUCAAAUCUUUCCAUGCAGGACAAUGAGAAUACAGUGUGGCUACGUAAUUAUUUUUGAUCAGUAAGAGCAUUAGUUUGCUCUUACAGUAUUUGACUAAACAAUUUAAAAAAUCAUAGUAGCAGCAUAUUAAGGUUUUCUAGUAUAUGUUUAUAUCACCAGCAGUUACCUACAGCUUUUCAUUUUAUUUGCUAGAUGUUUCUUUCCCCCCCUUGGAGUUUGUCAGUUUUAACACUGUAUGCUGUCCCAGAUGUACUAUUUGUGGCCUUCGUUAUAGUAGCAAACCGUUGGUUGGAAGUCAAAUUGAUUUCUUAAAAAAAAAAAAAAAAAAGGAAAAAAAGAAAAAAGAAACAAAAAGAUGUUGACAAUUUGCUGACUUUUUAGUACAUUAUAUGUACGAGGGUAGCAGUAUGCAGAAUAAAAGUUUGGAUAUGGCGUAUUUAUUGCUUGUUCUGUAAAUUAAACACCUUGUAUUUAACACUUUUCAAUACUUUUAGAUAAAAAUUGUUCUUUGCAAGAAUGAUUGGUGCUUAUUUUUUCAAGAAUUUGCUGUGAAAUAAUGUGAUUACAAUGGGCAACAUUUAUCCAAUGAACUGCAGCUAUCCUGGAUUGGUUCUUCAUAUUUUUCUGUUGCACUUGUAAAAUGCUACAAGGAAUUUAAAGAAAAUCUAUUCACUUUAACUUAUGAUAGUUUUAUGAAAUUAAAAACAACUAAGUCACAGCUUUUGUUCUGUGGUAACCUAUAAAUUGUUUGUCUUUUAAGAACCAGUUGUAAAAGACUGAAAAAAAUAUGUAUAUGUUGUAAAUAUUUGUGUGUUGUGAGAAAUUUUGUCAUAAGAAAUUGAGAUAACUUGCCAGAAGGGUUUUUAAGUUUAGAAAUACAUCCAUGUCAAUAAAAUAGGAAACUGUAAACCUA
Messenger RNA from Neopsephotus bourkii (Bourke's parrot), 4574 nucleotides. RefSeq names its product lysine methyltransferase 5B (gene KMT5B). Bases 730 to 3303 code for a protein of 857 amino acids. The transcript is spliced from 10 exons. Lineage: Eukaryota; Metazoa; Chordata; Aves; Psittaciformes; Psittacidae. Gene Ontology annotation, molecular function: histone H4K20 methyltransferase activity; protein binding. Gene Ontology annotation, cellular component: nucleus. The record is from RefSeq and is a predicted model, not a curated record.